AUGGCAACCGAAGAGAAAAAACGUAAGCAUAAGGACAGUUCAGAGAAAAAGAAGAGUAAAAAGAAGCAUAAGUCAAGUACAACAAUUGUUGAAACCACACCAGCUGCUCCAUCCGGUAGUCCAGUCAUUCAACAGGUUUCAAGCUCAUUUUCGGAAAUUGUUGUUAAAUUAUACCUUCAUUUAGCGCCCAUGUGGGCAGGAAAGACAAUGGAAGGUGUUAUUGAGCAAUUAAAUGCCUUUUUAAUGAAAUACGUUCCAGAAGUUGAUGGUAUUGUUCUUGCACAUUCUGAUAUCAAGUUUGUUACAGAUAAAGGAAAAAUUAUGUACGAGUCACCUUUUAGUCAUUUCUUUAUUACAGCAAAAUUCCUUAUCUGGAAACCCAAGAGAGGCUCUAAACUUGUUGGACGUAUCAAUUUGCAGUCAGAAGAUCACAUUGGUCUUUUAAUUUAUGGUACUUUUAAUGCUUCUAUUCCUAAAUCUCGCAUACCUUCUUCUACAUAUGCAUGGAAGAUUAAUGAAGAAGAAACAGCAACAGAAGAAAAAGAAGUAGAAGAUGAAGAUAAUGAAGAGUCAACAGAAGCUGUUUCAGAAGGACGACAGAGGACACAAUAUGGUGAAUGGAUUAAUAAAGCUACUGGAGCAGGCAUUGGUGGUGAAGAUGGUAUACUUGAAUUUACUGUUAUGGAUAUCAUUGAAGCUAAUGAUAUUUUAACUGUGACUGGAUCUCUUUAG
Molecule: messenger RNA, 732 nt
Organism: Cokeromyces recurvatus
Lineage: Eukaryota; Fungi; Mucoromycota; Mucoromycetes; Mucorales; Mucoraceae
Exons: 4
Coding region: 1-732 (243 amino acids)
Biological process (GO): DNA-templated transcription; DNA-templated transcription initiation
Cellular component (GO): RNA polymerase I complex
Source: RefSeq, a predicted model, not a curated record